This is a messenger RNA of Manihot esculenta (cassava), 1384 nucleotides long. RefSeq names its product ubiquitin-like domain-containing CTD phosphatase. Gene Ontology annotation, cellular component: nucleus. The coding region runs from base 83 to 1087 and encodes 334 amino acids. NCBI's taxonomy places the organism in Eukaryota, Viridiplantae, Streptophyta, Magnoliopsida, Malpighiales, Euphorbiaceae. The record is from RefSeq and is a predicted model, not a curated record. Gene Ontology annotation, molecular function: phosphoprotein phosphatase activity; protein binding. The transcript is spliced from 7 exons.
UAACAUUUAGAAAAAAGUGAAAACAGAGGACGAGGCUUAAACUCAGUGACUCAGAGAAAGAGAGAGCUCACUGGGUCAAAAAAUGGCAGCCGCUUCUUCUUCGUUAUCAACCUCGACGGUCACUGAGGAGGAGCUUACACUAAUUGUGAAGUGGAGUGGCAAGGAGUACACGGUCCGAGUCUGCGGCGACGAUUCUGUCGGCGAAUUGAAGCGCCGCAUAUGCGAACUCACUAAUGUUUUACCAAAACGACAAAAGCUUCUCUACCCCAAAAUCGGUAAUAAGCUUGCCGAUGACUCCGUUUUGCUCUCCCAGCUUCCCCUCAAGUCCUCUCUCAAGAUGACGAUGAUUGGAACUGUUGAAGAUGACUUAAUUCUGGAUCAAGAAGACUCUCCUGAAGUUGUUGAUGAUUUUGAACUUGGGCAAGAUGAAGCUGUUGACAUUAAAGAUAAGGAAGUUAAUAAACAAAAACUAAGGAGGCGCAUUGAUCAAUAUAAGAUUGAACUUCGGAAUCCAUGUCGUGAAGGGAAAAAGCUGCUUGUUCUAGAUAUUGAUUAUACACUAUUUGAUCACAGAUCCACAGCAGAGAACCCACUUGAACUCAUGCGACCUUAUCUUCAUGAGUUUCUCACCGCUGUUUAUGCAGAGUAUGACAUUAUAAUAUGGUCUGCAACCAGCAUGAAGUGGGUUGAACUGAAAAUGGGACAAUUGGGAGUGCUCAACAAUCCAAACUAUAAAAUCACAGCUCUUCUAGACCAUUUGGCAAUGAUUACAGUUCAAUCAGAUUCCCGGGGGAUAUUUGAUUGCAAGCCACUUGGACUGAUUUGGGCUCUGUUUCCUCAGUUUUACAAUCCAGGAAACACCAUAAUGUUUGACGAUCUGCGAAGAAAUUUCGUAAUGAACCCACAAAAUGGUUUGACAAUCAAGCCUUUCAGGAAGGCUCAUGCAAAUAGAGAUAGCGAUCAGGAGCUUGUGAAGCUCACCCAAUACUUGCUUGCCAUUGCUGAACUUGAUGAUUUAAGCACUCUGAAUCAUGCAAACUGGGAAUUCUUUGCUGAAGACAAUACAAAAAGGCGUAGGCAUGCAUAACUGACACUAACAAGCUUGGAAACCUUAAAGCUCCUUCCUAUAUUCACUUUGUGAGGGAAGACAAAUGAUGGAUACCAAUACAGCAAAAGUGUACCCUUCUUGCAUUCUGCUAUGGGUACAUAUCUAGACUUUGAAUUUCUCUACUGGGAGUUUGUUUAGAACUAAACUCAUCAAUUAAUAUGUGAUACAGUUUGCAAGACUUUUUCUGUGGAUGUCAUUUAUUGAUUAAUGUUGUGGCUGAGAAUUUGGAUUGUCUGACUGAUGUUUCUAAAAGUAAAACUUAAUCAUCUUGUUCAA